UAUUGUGUCGAUGACGUAAACAAACAUUCAAUAUAAGUUUUCAUCGGAUAGAUAUGUGUCAUUUAUGUCAUGAACUUGUUAGAAAGGUAGGCUCUGUUUAAAAAUUAAAACAAUAGACGGUUGGUGCUAUAAACAUCGAUUAUAAACGAAUGUUCUUCAUUACCAAAACAAGCAUAUGUUUUACGUUCGAAAAACAAUUAGAAAAAGACGUGAAGUACAGUGCAGCCGUUUGUCCAUAAAACUUUUUAUUUCGCCGUUAAAAGUCGAUUUUCGUGCUACUUGCUCUGAAGUCUGAAGUAAGUGAAGCAGUCGCGUUACCAGACGACAACAAAACAACUUUUAACGAUUCUUUGUGUCUUUCUGCAAGAUGUGAGAGAAAGCUCACGUAUUGUACAAAGGCCUGGUCAGAAGUCGGUUAAAUUCUAAAGAAAUUUAUAAAUGGUCCUUCUUCGAUCCCCUCCAUUGGCACCAGUACCAACAACAACUGUGGUGAAAGGUGACUUACGAAGAAACGCGCUUAAACAUAGCACAUGUCGAUGCUACUUGCUCGAAGCGUGAUGUAGUUCAGUUGGAAGAAGGGUGAUUCCCGGCAAAUAUGAGAAGUUUCCAAAGAAAAACACGUCAUUUUGCCCCUUGACGGUUACCGUAUGACAAUGGUGUGUUUCCAAAAAGUUAUUAUUCUUUUAAUGACAUUGCGUUUAGUUGUAAGUGAAGAAAAGGUAGACUCGGACAAUUUAUACGUACAGUUGACAGAAUCUCAAUCAAGAGCUUUAAAACAGGAAUGGCGAGCAGUUGAAGAAGACAAACCUCAUUUUUUCCCAGAAUGGAAUGAAGAAACGUCACCACUAGAAGAAAAUACAAGCCCUAGAAUUAUAAAACGACGAAGAAGAAUCCGCAAAAGGAAACGACGUCCACAAAACGAACAAGCACAAGAGUUAGACUUUGAUUCACUCAUGACCAUUGAACCCAUUCGUCGAAAAGUUAGACCCCAUCGUUUGGAUGAAAUAGACGACUCCUGGAUAAAUAUAAGUGAAGAAAUGAUGGACCAACCUCACCAUCGAAGAAGAACUAGUCCUACAUUCGAAAGUGGCAGCAGCGAGGACGCUUCAAGAAAGAAAGAUGAUCUAUCGUUUGAACGUUUUGGUCCAGAUGAUGCUUUAGACGUUAAGUUAACAAGCCCCUCCCCAAAAUUCUAUGAAAAGGUCAGAGAUCCGUUUACUGCGCUUGAAGAGGAUGACAAAAUAAAAAAAAGACGAAAAGGUGCACCAGAUAUCAAAAACAUACUUAAGAAGACUGGAUCUGUUAGUGAAGUGUUACAAAAGAAAAAUCUGUCGCUCACUGACCUUCUUAUGGGCAAGGAACAGGCAAUUUCUGCUUUAACAGAUUCAUCUACAAUAGACGGCCAGCCCGUUAAGGAAUAUAAGAACCCAGUAAGAGACGAUUUUUCUUGGAAUCACACAGAACUAACAAAAAAGAAAGCUGAAAAUAUUGACAGCCUACAUGAAAGAAAGAAACUACAUAGGUUUGGCCAAAAAAGUACAACGGAACUAUAUUUGCACAUUACCGAACAAAAACACGAAAUCCUUAACACAACUACUGUUAUACCGUACGUAACCAACGCUCAGAAAACAAAUUCAGAUUCGAAUAAUUACAUAAAAAAGAAAUUUAAAGGUACCAUAGUGGGCAAUAGUAAUGACCAACACCAAGUGCAGAAAACAACCACCGCCAGCAAAGACCUUUAUGAUGAAGGGCCAGUUAGAAUGUCUUUAAAUGUAAACAAUUUAGCAAAAAUAAAAGACGAUACGAAAGAAACUGAUACAGAACUGCCACAAAAAUUACGACCUUUCAGCGCAAAAGAAGAGAUAAUGGAAAUGAUGAAAGAUCCGGAAGGCAACAGAAGACUAUCACGAAUUUUAGAAUUGAAAAACAUUACACUUGACGAACUGAUAGAAAUGAGAGAAAGAGGAUCUAGCAAGAAACAUCUGGCUGAUCUGUUUCAUAAUCAAAAUAAAGAACCAGAACCACCUAAAGAACCUUUUAUAGGGCAUAUCCGGACAUCUGCAAAGCGGGGGUCUUUAACAUUAGCUAAAAGAAAACCAAAAGCCCUCGAAGAUGAAACCGAAAUGUCCCUUCAGAAUAGUACUGCAAUAGUACUAUCUAGUUUUGAGAAAGAAGUAAAUACAGCAGAUAGUUAUACAACAACGACAUUUCCAAUGAUACGAAUCAAUAAAAACAUUUCAUCUUCACAGGAAGUUGAAAAUAACAAAAUAUUGUGGACGAACAUUUUGUCUAAAGCAGAUGCAAUUGGGGACAUUGAAAACGAUAGUCUUCUUAUAUCGAAGAAGAUCGAAGAUAUUUUAGAAAAUGAUGUACGCCGAAUAGAUGAUUUAGGAGAUAAACUUUCGGAUGCAUUUAACGACCAGUUACAAAUGGAAUUUGAUGAAGGUCCUGCAGAAAAAAGAAACGAUUCAAAUACGGUUCAAAAUGGAAUCGCUUCGGCCAUUUUAGCUAGUCUUUCCGUAGUAGGAGUUUCACUGUUUGUGUUUCUGACGAUCUUGUUUGUGUUUAAGUUAUCAAGACGUAAGAAAAAUAGACGGUCCUUACUGAACCAUUUUUCAGAGUACAAAAGUAAAUAUCCCAUCUUGGGAGGUAGUCUUAGAAAGACGUUCACACUUUCCGUGCCGGAAAAGUUUCCACCAAAGAAAGUGCGAGAUCCUGUUAGUUUUAUAAAACAAGUGCCAGAAAAUGAAGACCGAAAGCCGUACGAGUCUGUGGCAUGUUAUUAAAUUAAGCUGAGAAGACAGGGGUUGUGAUUUUUUUACGUGCAAUAUUUUAUUUAUAUUCAACCAUUACGUAUACAAUGAUACACUUUAAAGUAAGUCGUAAGUUUUAUGUUUGUUUAUAGACAAUGUUGUUACUAUUUCUGUAAAUAAAGGUGAAAUUUUGUCUUUU
Messenger RNA from Agrilus planipennis (emerald ash borer), 2952 nucleotides. RefSeq lists its product as uncharacterized. The transcript has 2 exons. Lineage: Eukaryota; Metazoa; Arthropoda; Insecta; Coleoptera; Buprestidae. The record is from RefSeq and is a predicted model, not a curated record. The coding region runs from base 648 to 2786 and encodes 712 amino acids.